AUGAAAAUUAGCUUUGGGCUGGCAUCAUCGGCGGCGAAGCCUCCUGACUCCGGCAGGGUGGCGAAGCCGGCGGCAUCGAAAUUCUUCGAAGCCGUGCCAACGACGAAGCAGCCAGUUAAACGGGUCAAAGUCACCGAAAUGGAAAACGGCCGACUCAGAACGACCCAGGAUUCAGCUGGAGAUGACCAUACGCAGGAAUCCGGUGCUGCGGAUGGGCUAUGCGUCAUCCCGUGCACCAAUCGCCUCGACGAUGUUCCAGCACGCACGGAAGAGCCACAGCAAAUAACGAAGCGAGCCCCAAUAGAGAUAAAGUACGGGUUAAAUCUGAUACUUCCUGCCAAAACAGGCCUGCAGAAGUCUACCGGCACGCCGCAGGUGGUUUCAGGGGAUGCCGCUGCAGAUGUUGAAAAUAACAAUGACGCCAAUCGCAUUAAUGCAGUUGCUCAACAGCCGCAAGGCAAAUGCGCCAGCGAGCCUUCCGAAGUGUCUCCGAAAUCAAAUGUAGUUGGAAACGUCAACGAAGAUAAAACCAAUACCGCGGCAACUCAGGAAGCUGAACUUCAUAUGGCUCCAGAACAGGCGCCAACAUCCAUAGUACCGCCAGCCACAGACGCAGAUGUUGCAAAGCUCAUUUUGGCCGAUAUCGAGCAGAAGAAACUACGAGAGAAACUGUUUGGAACGGACCUAGUGGAGCAGGCGGCUAAUACAAAACCGAUCCUGCUGCGCGGCAAAGACAAGAAGCGGCAGCUACAGGGUGAUCCCGAGGCCAGUGAAGCUAGCGACCACGAGCCUGCCUACGAAAAGGUGGCAGUGGAUCAAUUUGGCCUUGCCAUGCUCUUGGGAAUGGGAUUUGACCCCAAGAAGAACACCAACAAGCCCAAGGAGUACAAGAGACGUGCAUACGAAAGAGCCGGCUUAGGCGCGGACGCGAGCAUGAAGCAGAACAUGGAAGCGCUCACCGAUACCCGCAUAAUGGCGAAGCUUAAAAAGGACCAGAUGUACCACCAGUCGCACAGCCUACAUGCAGGUGGUACCUGGGUGGUCCCCGGGCUGCAAGUGCGCAUUGUUCAGCGUGACCACGCGAACUUCGGUAAGAAGGGCAUUGUCACCAAAAUGAACGGAGAGGUAGCGGUACUGGACAUAGGCGGAUUGCCUGUGAUGGUCCCUGCUGCAUAUUUGGAGACGGUGGUGGCGCAGGGCGCCACCAAGUGUAAGGUGGUCCGCCAAAUCGCAAGGCACAACGAAAAAUUUUAUGUGCCCAUCGGCACAGUUGUCGAUGUCCAGACUGUGACCAAGACGUACGCGAAGGUCCGGUUCCGCGAACAGACUUUCACCGUCUCCCUCGACGACAUAUGCGACUUCCAGUGA
This is a messenger RNA of Babesia ovata, 1368 nucleotides long. Its product is annotated as D-box splicing factor-binding site containing protein, putative. The record is from RefSeq and is a predicted model, not a curated record. Gene Ontology annotation, cellular component: spliceosomal complex. Lineage: Eukaryota; Apicomplexa; Aconoidasida; Piroplasmida; Babesiidae. The coding region runs from base 1 to 1368 and encodes 455 amino acids. The transcript has a single exon. Gene Ontology annotation, biological process: mRNA splicing, via spliceosome.